AUGGCCGAUGAUGAACUCUCUCCUCAUGACGGAAGUCCCAACAGCGGACAACAGCUGGACCCGAAUCUAUUCAAUCACCCCAAUACCCCAAAUCAGAACCCGAUCCCAGAAGGCCAAGAUCAGAUACUCUUGCCAACGAGAUCGCUCAAUGAUCUGCUCCAUCCGCCACGUGACUUGGCCUUGAUGCGGGAGCGCCUAUUCGAAGUUAAAGACAAGAUCGAGCUUCAAGUUGAUGAGUUCGAGCGCUAUUGGCCAUACGUCGAUAAUGUGUGGGUCAGGCAACACAAGGCCGGUACGGACAAAACGGGCAGAGUCUUUACCGAUUACUACGCAUGCCGAUUGCAGAGGCCGACCUACACCCCAAAAGCCGUGGACACGCCCAGACGAGAGGGUCAGCCAACUCGCAAAAAGCAAAUCAGAGAAGGCGGGACAUGUCAAAUGCGGCUCAAGACCAUACGAUACGAGGGAGGCUACUCUGGUUACACCAUCCUUAAAGUUGGCGAUGAGACUCAGCACACGCACGAUCUCGAUCACAUUGACAAGAUCAAAAGGACGAGCGUCUUGAUGGAGGUCGCCAGAUCUGAGGUCAUGAAAGGUUACAUGCCAGCAUCUGUGUUCACGGUCAUGAAUGAGGACACGGAAAAGCUUACAGCAGCUGGAGGGCGAUAUUUAAACCGCAAUGAUGUUCGCAAUGCAUCACAGCAUUGGCGGCAAAUACAUAGAGAAGAACUCCGUGUGCAUGAAGGCUAUAAAUAUGACCAUGGCAAUGGCAUCGUUCGACACGAUGGCGUGAGCUCCACUGCCAAAGUCAAUGGGGAUUCACAGAUGGUCGACCCUGCCCUCAGCGAUAUCACACCUUUGCCGCCCGGCACGCUUCGAUUCCCAAGUGCAUCCCGUGCGUUUCUCGAGCCAUACCUACCACCAAAGGAGCCGACUAUCAACGCAAGUGGCCUUCCUCACGUUACUUUGACCUACGCUACAUCUAUGGAUUCUUCUUUGGCUCUUGCUCCCGGGAUGCAGACAUUGAUCUCCGGUCCAGAGUCCAAGGCCAUGACGCAUUACCUCCGUUCGAAGCACGACGCCAUUGUGAUCGGGGUCGGCACAGCCACUGUUGACGACCCGGCUCUGAAUUGCAGAUUGGAGGGCGUCGGUGGAUUUGGUGGGCUUGGAUGGGAAGGUCAACCUCGACCAGUCAUCAUUGACCCUGGAGCGAGAUGGAUGAUAACGCCGCAGUCAAAGGUGCUGCAGGCUGUCCAAAGCGGCAAAGGAAGAGGACCUUGGGUUAUCAUGGCGCCUGGGUUUGCGAUGGACCCAAUGCGGCUCGAAUUGCUCAAGUACUAUGGGGGCAAGUAUCUGGGACUUACUGAAUUCGAUAAGAAAUGGAGAUUACGAUGGGAGGCCAUACUCAAGGCAUUGGCAGCUGAGGGUAUUAAGAGCGUGAUGAUCGAAGGGGGAAGCAUGGUUAUCAAUGACCUACUCCAGUUGGAGAACUCGCAUUUCAUCAGUUCGGUUGUCACCACGAUCGCACCGACGUACCUUGGACGGGGAGGUGUGGGGGUCAGUCCUGCGCCAAGGCACGAUCCAACAGGUAGACCUCAGCCGGCCGUCAGAUUCGAAGACGUCAGAUGGCAACCGUUGGGCGUUGAUGUGGUGAUGUGCGGUCGACCACGCUGUUGA
Letharia columbiana is the source of this 1677-nucleotide messenger RNA. RefSeq lists its product as uncharacterized. The record is from RefSeq and is a predicted model, not a curated record. The transcript has a single exon. Lineage: Eukaryota; Fungi; Ascomycota; Lecanoromycetes; Lecanorales; Parmeliaceae. Bases 1 to 1677 code for a protein of 558 amino acids. Gene Ontology annotation, biological process: riboflavin biosynthetic process. Gene Ontology annotation, molecular function: 5-amino-6-(5-phosphoribosylamino)uracil reductase activity.